Molecule: messenger RNA, 2586 nt
Organism: Effrenium voratum
Lineage: Eukaryota; Dinophyceae; Suessiales; Symbiodiniaceae
Source: the annotation of a GenBank genome assembly
AUGGCCAGGGCAAAGCACGGCGCCGGCGGCCGCGCAAGCAAUGCGCGGAAAGACAGCGGACCUUCGCCCACCGUCCGCCUGAUGAUCCUCGGCGUGGUCUCGCUGGCCAUGACGAUCAUCCUCUACUUUUUCCGCGAUUCCAUCAAUGAAGGGUUUUUGCUGGCCUUGCUGGGCCUUCUGGCAAUGGUCGGUGUCUUUUAUCUGUUCGCCUCGGUGAUCGGGCUGGUCGCGUUUUCCGGCGAGCGGCGCGAAGGCGCCAUUGUGGACGGGUUCGUCGAAAGCCUGCCCGAAGGCGUCUGCGUCACCGACGCGUCCGAUGCGGUGAUCUUUGCCAAUGGCGCCUAUCGGUCGCUGGUCGGCGCAGCCGAAGAUGUCGAGGUGCAGCCGCCCGAAGCGGUGCUGUCGCGCCACGACGAUGCGGCAAACGCGCUUUACCGGCUGGCCAACAGCGCCACGCGCGGUCUGGAUGCGGAGGAGGAGUUCCGGCUUCUGAGCGGGCUGGGCGCAGCGCAGGGCGAGCCGCGAUGGUAUCGUGCCAGCGUGCACGUGAUGCCCGGCGGAUCGUCGGGCAAGGCGAUGAAGGCGUGGCGGAUCGCCGACAUUUCAGCCGAGCGUCUUCAGCAGGAGCAGUAUUUCCUCGAACUGCAAAAGGCCAUCGACCAUCUCGACCGGGCGCCGGCCGGCUUCUUCGCCGCCGAACCGGGCGGCCGUAUCCAGUAUGUCAACGCCACCCUUGCCGAAUGGCUCGGCAUCGACCUGACCGGCUUCGUGCCCGGCGAAAUGACGCUGUCGGACAUCGUCGUCAGCGGCAGCGUGCAAAUGCUGACCGCGAUCAAGGCCGAUCCGGGCAAGGUGCGCAGCGCGAUCGUCGAUGUCGAACUGGCCAAAUCGAACGGCGAGAGCCUGCCGGUUCAGCUGAUCCACCGGGUUCAGACCGCGAGCAACGGCGAUCCGGGGCCGAUGCGCACGAUCGUGCUCAACCGGGCGCAAGGCGCCGACAGCGCCCAGGAUCUGCGCAGCGCCGAGGUUCGGUUCAGCCGCUUCUUCAACUCGACGCCAAUGGCGAUCGCCGCGCUCGAUGCCGACGGGCGCAUCCUGCGCACAAAUGCGUCGUUCGCCGGCCUUUUCGGCGCGGUCGUCGAUCACGAUGCACUGGCGCGGCGCGUGAAGUUCGACACGAUCAUUCACGAGCGCGAUCUCGAAAGGUUCGAAAAGGCGUUCGUGGCGGCCAAGGGCAAUCGGGCGAAUAUCGAACCGUUCGACACGGUCCUGCCCGUCGAGGGCGCCGAGCGCCACGUCCGCAUCUUCGUCAACGCCGUCGCCAGCCCGAUCGGGGGGCCGGACCACGAUGCGGGCCUCGAGGAGGCGGCGAUCGUUCAUGCGAUGGACACGACCGAGCAGAAGGCGCUGGAAGCGCAGAUGGCACAAAGCCAGAAGAUGCAGGCGGUGGGUCAGCUUGCCGGCGGCAUCGCGCACGACUUCAACAAUGUGCUGACCGCCAUCAUCAUGGCGUCGGACCUUUUGUUGAGCAAUCACCGCCCGUCCGACCCGUCCUUCCCGGACAUCAUGAACAUCAAGCAGAACGCCAACCGCGCCGCGUCGCUGGUCCGGCAACUGCUGGCGUUUUCGCGUCGCCAGACCCUGCGGCCCGAAGUGCUGUCACUGACCGACGUGCUGGCCGAUCUGCGGAUGCUGCUGAGCCGGCUGAUCGGCAACGACAUCAAGCUGACGAUCGAGCACGGCCGCGAUCUGUGGCCGGUCAAGGCCGAUCUCGGUCAGUUCGAGCAGGUGAUCGUCAACCUGACGGUCAAUGCGCGCGAUGCGAUGGCUGGCGGCGGCGAAUUGGCGAUCGCCACACGCAACGUUCCCGCCGACGAGGUCGCCGGCAUGGAAACGCCCGGGAUCGAGCCGGGCGACUAUGUGGCGAUCGAAGUGGCCGAUACGGGCACCGGCAUCCCGGUCGAUGUGGUCGAAAAGAUCUUCGAGCCGUUCUUCACCACCAAGGAAGUCGGCAAGGGCACCGGCCUCGGCCUUUCCAUGGUCUACGGCAUCAUCAAGCAGACCGGCGGCGGCAUCUAUGCCUCAUCGGUGGAGGGCGAAGGCACGACCUUCACCAUUUUGCUGCCGCGGCACGAAGCCGAUGCGGAUGGGGCGGAAGAUUCGGCACCGGUGCGCAAGGAGCCGGCGCCGGAUGCCGAAAAACGCGACCUGUCCGGGUCCGCCACCGUGCUUCUGGUCGAGGACGAGGACGCGGUGCGCAUGGGCGGCGUCCGGGCGCUGACAUCGCGCGGAUAUACGGUUCUGGAGGCCGGCGACGGGAUGGAGGCGCUGGAGAUCAUGGCCGAGGCCGACGGGCCGGUCGAUCUGGUCGUCUCGGACGUGGUGAUGCCGGAGAUGGACGGGCCGACGCUGCUGCGCGAACUGCGCAAGGAUCAUCCCGACAUCAAGUUCAUCUUCGUGUCGGGCUACGCCGAGGACGCGUUCGCGAAAAACCUGCCGGAAGGAGCGCAGUUCGGUUUCCUGCCCAAACCCUUCUCGCUCAAGCAGCUGGCGACCAAGGUCAAGGAAACGCUCGAAGAGCAAUGA